AUGUGUAGCCAAGGGGCAUGUUAUUGUCCAAGAGGGAUACGAGAUCUUUUGGAGGCUCAAGGUGUACAAGUAACUAUAGAGCAAGUCAUAAGCCAUUUGAAGAAAUACAUUAGGGACUGCAUAACUAAGCAUCUAUCAGCCAAGCUCAAGGCUAGCUCAUCUCAUUCUAAUAUUUCGAAGAACUAUUCGACACCUGGAGUUUCGGGAUUAUAUAUGAGACCACAUGGAACUACAAAUAUUUACCAAACAAGCCCACUAAGUAAUGGUGCAUCACCAGCUGGUUGUGACAUUCUUGGAAAGGAGAGCUACGGAGCUAGUCAUGCUGGACUUCUCUACAACAAUGGCAAUUUCCAUGGCAAUGCUAAUGGUGUUUUUGUAAGUGGAAGCAUGGUCAGUGCAUCACUGCCGUCGAACCUAGCACAACAAGUACAUCAGACUAUUCCUGAAGAUAAUGGUAAUGGUCAUGAUGGUAUUCUUGCAGCAAAUGGAAACAUGGUUAGUGCAUCACUACCAUCCAACCUCGCACAACCAGUACAGAAGGCAAUGUCCACCAAUACUUUAUCUCCUAGUAGCGUGAUUCGUACCAUGGAUGAUAUUCCAAACCCUGUAGGACAACAGGCAUUUCCACGGGUAUCUCGACUCAGGUACGACAGCAGCACUGGUGGGAUAUCGAUGUUGCCUUGGCCAGUGGAUGAUGGUGAAGAACUGCUGAGAAGCUACCUGGAGGAUGACAACGAGCUCAUGCAGACCAUGGCAUCAACACGUAUGACCCGAGGAAUGCAUGGAUAUGGUACUGCUGGUCAGAACAGUGCAUCGCAGCCUCAAGACCUCAAUGAACUUUUGAACUUGGAGAGCAGUAAUGGAAAUGGAAGUGGCGUAGUGACUGACGGGAUUCUGGACUGUGAUUUCAGUGAAAUGGAGAAGUUUUUUUGA
Lolium perenne is the source of this 933-nucleotide messenger RNA. NCBI's taxonomy places the organism in Eukaryota, Viridiplantae, Streptophyta, Magnoliopsida, Poales, Poaceae. The record is from RefSeq and is a predicted model, not a curated record.